UCGCGUAGUUUUGGCCCGCGUUGUUUUGGGCUGUACCCCCUUAUCAGCUUAUCGUUUAAGUAUUUUCUGUCAAAUUUUUUUGUUGAAAUUUAUCAAUUUUAUGCCCUAAAGGUUUUUUUAAAUUAUUUAAGAAUGUUUCGGUCUUGUUAUUUUCUUCAUUUUAAUGCCAAAAAAUCAAUUUGUGGACAGCAACUUCCAUUUACGUUAAGGUCAUAUUUGAGCACAAGUCAACUUCUUCGUUUAUUUAUCCAAAUACAAGAAACUCCAAAUCCUCUCAGUCUUAAAUUUCUUCCCGGUCAAAAAUUAUUAAAAGAUUCUAAUCGAACAUUUGAAUUUACUUCUGCAAAAGAAGCUGCCCAUCAAAGUCCUUUGGCUAGAGAUUUACUUCGGAUUGAUGGUGUUAGAAGUGUUUUCUUUGGGGAAGAUUUUGUAAGUAUUCAAAAAAGAGGUGAAGAUGAAGAUUGGGCAUUAAUGAAACCUUUAAUUUUUGCUGCCAUAAUGGAUCAUUUACAAAAUGGGAGACCUAUAAUUAUUGAAAAUAAUUUGGAUAAUUUAAAUGUUGGGCCUUCAGAUACGGCAAUUUUGCCAGAAGAUGACGAAGUUGUCGCUACAAUUAAAGAAUUAUUGGAAACAAGAAUUAAACCGAUGGUACAGGAAGAUGGUGGGGAUGUUUUGUAUGCUGGAUUUGAAGAUGGAAUUGUUAAAUUAUUAUUAAAGGGUUCAUGUACAGGCUGUCCAAGUUCUUUAGUUACUUUAAAACAAGGAAUUAAAAAUAUGAUGCAGUUUUAUGUUCCUGAGGUAAAAGAUGUUGUCGAAAUACCCGACCCAAAUAGAGAUUUAGAAGAACAAGCACUCGAAGAAUUUGAAUUUAAAUUGAAAAAAGCACCAAAAAAUGAAAGCUGA
Molecule: messenger RNA, 903 nt
Organism: Meloidogyne enterolobii
Lineage: Eukaryota; Metazoa; Nematoda; Chromadorea; Rhabditida; Meloidogynidae
Source: the annotation of a GenBank genome assembly